CAAAUUACAGAAGGUAUAAUUGAAACAAGGUCAGUAGUGUUUGUCAGUGUGUUACAGCUGAGGGCAUUGGAGCGUUAAGGGCUUUGUAAAUGAAGGCUUUCUGACUGCAAGCAAUCAAAGACGGUCCAGAAACUGCAGUUCAACGAAUGGCUGGCUUAUUUCAAGAGGUACAGUUUUUAACAGAAGUAUCUUGUAGAAAUUAGGACAAAGACUGCAACUUUUUUUGGCUUUUACUGUUGUGAUGUACUAGCUCUAGGUUCUGGGCAGCUGCCUGUAGCCUUUCUGCUGAAGGAUCUUUGUGGUUUGCAUUUGCUAACAUGCGUGGAAAUAAGAACAAAUGGCACGACGGUUAAGAUUGCAUUUUGCUACCCAACGAAGCAACACAGAUCCGUUAUCGGAAACCUCUGAAGAUGUUUUGGAUUGUAACAAUCCUAUGUACAUCAAAAAAUUGCAGAAUUCUGCACCUAAUGUUACACAAACGAAACUGACUCCUAGACAAGUUGCUUGUGCACCUGUAAUGCAACAAGUAAUCAAUCCGGCGGAAAAUGCAACUCUUUCUUCAUUGCAAGUAAAAAGGAGCACCUCGCUGCACAUUUCCCUCCAGUCUAGAAAAUCUAGUGGAUGUUUUCGAUCUGAUGAUGCUGAAGCUACUGGCGAAGAGACUUCAUUCAUUGGUAUCAGUAACGAAGGAAAUUGUGGCCCUAGAAUUGUGGUUGAUCAUCAAUCUAAUGAUAGCUUUCUGAGCAAUACUGCUCUGUGCAAUGGCAGCCUUAGCAGCAUUGCGGCCAGUGACAGCGGAUCGUUCAGCAGCGCUGGCAGUGACUAUGGAUCAUGUGCAAGUACCACAAGCGAUGGAGGUUCGUAUUGUAACAGUGUCAUCAGUGACAACGGUAGUAGUGCUCUUUUGACAGGUGAUGGUCCUUUCUGUAGUUGUGUCGUUCAUGGGGAUUCUUCAUAUAGAAGCACUGCAAACAGGUGUAAUCCCUACAGGAAUAACUCAUCUCAGGAAGCUCUGUGUAGAAGUAAUGCUACUUUUGACCAAGAUGCUUUGUCAGUGAGGAAGAAAACUAAAAUUCCACUGCGACGUUGUUCAUCACUGGUUAUUUUCCCUAGGAGUCGUUCCAGUACUCCUCCAGCUUCUCCGGUAAGCUCAGGUCAACUACCACAUAGGGGUGCCUAUCAAACAUCCCAUAAACUCAUUAUUUCUCCUAGUGAGCUGUCAGAAAAAGAAGAUAAAACUGUUUCCAAGGGAUUUCUUUCGACAGCAGUCAGUGGACUUCGACUGUCCAAGACAGCUUGCUCUUCUGGUGAAGUCAGAGACAUUCGACCGCUUAACUUGAAUACAUCAUCACGGGACAAAAGUCUCAUUUUGAAUAGUUCUGAGCGGGCAGCUUGUGAAGAGGUAUCUGAUGGCUUCUCAUGUAUUUCAGUUCAUCUCACUCAAAGAGCAUGUGCAUCGAGCAGUGAAAUGGUUAAUGGCUGUUGCAGUCCAGAGUUAAAUCUGAUGUCCAGUGCAAAAUACCCUCAUUUAAAACUGGCACGUAGCACAUCUGUGUGUUUACCCUCAAAAAUAGAUUCAGCAUAUCAGAUUAAUAUAAAUGAACCAGAAAGACCAAAUGAACAGCUGAGCAAAACCCAGCAUGUUUUGCAAAGAAGUGUUUCAUUGGAAGGAUCACACCAAAAAGUUUCUUGCUGUUUAUCCAGCCUUAAAUACAAGUGUCAGAGUGCAAGGACGUCUCAGUUGCACAUACAGUUCAAACCUGGGAAUGAAGGAAAACCAACGGGUGUUAAGAAAAGAUACGGAACCUCUAAAAGGGAAAUGUCUGGUACUUCUUUGUGGAGGCCCCAGAAGACUCGAGAUGAUUUUCUUGGACAAGUGGAUAUUCCUCUUUAUCAGUUACCGACAGAAAAUCCAAGUAUGGAGAGACCAUAUACAUUUAAGGAUUUUGUUCUUCACCCAAGAAGCCAUAAAUCAAGAGUUAAAGGCCACCUUAGAUUAAAAAUGACAUACUUACCUAAAAGCAAUGGGUCUGAAGAAGAAACCACAGAACAGGCUGAAGAAUUGGAGCCUGGGUGGAUUAUAUUGGACCAACCGGAUGCUGCUAGCCAGCCACAACAGCAGCAGCAGGAAUCGCCUCCGCUGCCUUCAGGCUGGGAAGAAAGGCAAGACAUCCUCGGCAGGACCUACUAUGUCAAUCAUGAAUUCAGAAGAACACAGUGGAAAAGACCAACUGCUCAGGACAGCGUGGCUGUUGCGGAUAUCGGUAGUGUGCAAUUGGAGGCCCAGCAUGUGUUCACUCACCGGCGACAGAUAUCAGAGGAUACAGAAAAUCUAGACAGCAGAGAUUCCCCCGAGAGCUGGGAAAUUAUAACUGAAGAUGAGGCCACAAUGUAUAGCAAUCAGAACCUUCAAAUACCUCUCUCUCUGAGUAAUUGUGAUAUACAGACUCAUCUUGCAGAAGAAUUGAAUACUAGACUAACUACCUCUGGAAGUUCAGCUACUGGCCAGUCAGUGGCCUACACUAACCAUUCCAGCAGAAGAGGUAGUCUGCAAACAUACCGAGUUGAAGAGCAGCCUGCGCACCCAGUGUUACUACCUACUUCAUCUGGGUUACCCCCAGGCUGGGAAGAAAGACAAGAUGAAAAAGGGAGGUCGUAUUAUAUAGAUCAUAAUUCUAGAACCACUACUUGGAUAAAGCCGAUGGUACAGGUUGCUGUGGAAACGGGUCAGUUGUCGGCUGCACAAAGUAUUUCUAUGGGAAGACAACCACAAGCAACAUCGAGUGAUUCAUCACAACAGUCUUCUCAUCAGCAGCCUGAAAUGGAGCAAGGGUUUCUCCCUAAAGGCUGGGAAGUCCGACAUGCACCCAAUGGGAGACCGUUCUUUAUUGACCACAACACCAAAACUACAACAUGGGAAGAUCCAAGACUGAAAAUUUCUGCUCAUCUGAGGAGAAAGACUUCCCUAGAUCCGGUAGACCUGGGCCCAUUACCACCAGGUUGGGAAGAGAGAACUCACACAGAUGGAAGAGUAUUCUUCAUAAACCACAAUACAAAGAAAACACAGUGGGAGGAUCCUCGACUGCAGAAUGUGGCAAUAACUGGACCAGCCGUGCCUUACUCCAGGGACUACAAGCGGAAGUACGAGUUCUUCAGAAAGAAAUUGAAGAAACAGAGUGAUAUUCCAAACAGAUUUGAAAUGAAAAUUCAUCGCACAACAAUCCUUGAAGAUUCGUAUAGAAGAAUUAUAGCUGUAAAGAGAGCAGAUUUCCUUAAAGCAAGACUUUGGAUUGAAUUUGAUGGUGAAAAAGGUUUAGACUAUGGAGGAGUGGCCAGGGAAUGGUUCUUCCUUCUCUCUAAAGAAAUGUUUAAUCCUUACUAUGGAUUGUUCGAAUAUUCAGCUACAGAUAAUUACACUCUGCAGAUCAAUCCAAACUCUGGACUUUGCAAUGAGGAUCAUCUCUCCUAUUUCAAGUUUAUAGGUCGUGUAGCUGGAAUGGCUGUUUAUCAUGGCAAACUUUUGGAUGCCUUUUUUAUUCGUCCUUUUUACAAGAUGAUGCUCCAAAAACCAAUAACGCUUCACGAUAUGGAGUCUGUGGAUAGUGAGUAUUACAAUUCUCUGAGGUGGAUUCUUGAAAAUGAUCCAACAGAACUGGACCUCAGAUUUAUAGUUGAUGAAGAACUUUUUGGUCAGACCCAUCAACAUGAACUGAAAAACGGUGGAUCAGAAAUAGUCGUCACCAACAAGAACAAGAGAGACUACAUUCAUCUUGUAAUUCAGUGGAGAUUUGUGAGCAGAGUACAGAAGCAAAUGGCAGCCUUUAAAGAGGGCUUUUUUGAAUUAAUACCACAGGAUCUGAUUAAAAUUUUUGAUGAAAAUGAGCUAGAGCUAUUAAUGUGCGGACUGGGAGAUGUGGAUGUGGCUGAUUGGAAACUACAUACGAAAUACAAAAACGGCUACAACAUAAACCAUCAAGUAAUACAGUGGUUCUGGAAGGCAGUCUUAAUGAUGGACUCUGAGAAGAGAAUAAGAUUACUUCAGUUUGUUACUGGCACAUCACGCGUACCUAUGAAUGGGUUUGCUGAGCUGUACGGUUCAAACGGACCACAGUUGUUUACAGUUGAACAGUGGGGUACCCCUGAAAAACUGCCGCGAGCUCAUACCUGCUUUAAUCGCUUGGAUUUGCCUCCAUAUGACUCCUUUGAAGAUUUAUGGGAUAAACUUCUUCUAGCGAUUGAAAAUACUCAGGGGUUUGAUGGGGUUGAUUAAGACACAGACAGUCCAGUGCUGCCAUUUCAUUUUAAGGGUUUACAAACAAAUCUGAAUUUUCCAGGGACUACCACUGUAUUUAGUCACAUGGCUAUUGAAUCUUCAUAGUAUCACUUGUAAAGUAAGUAUUAAAUUCACUAACUUCUGAAAAGGUAUUUUGCCAUUUCCACAGUUUUUGUGUACUUUGCUGGUAACUACAACAUAGAGAUUGGAUGGGCCAGUGCCGCGUCAGUCAAAAACUGAAGUGCUUUUAAGCAGUUGCCUCUUCUGCAGUAUUUGUCGGACCGUCCUGCAGUAAACUACUGAAGUAAAACUGUGAAGAAAUCUUUGCAGAGGGUGUAAAUUUGAAUUGCUGCUUUAAGAGGAGCAACUGAAAGUGUUAAACCUUUUAUUUUUUAAGAAACAAAGCAACAAAAGCCACAAAACAAAACCAACCAACUUCAUGUAAGGUAAUACCAUUCUCUGUGCUGCUUCAGGCUCCUCGCUGCGGAUCUGCCAAAAGCACCUUACGAUUCAGCGUAGCAGACGAAACAGUGGAAAGUCUGUUUGCAUUAUCAGCUGUCAGUUUGCAGAACGUGACUUGCUGAAACGUUUUAUUUGCUAGAUCUUUGUUUCUCACUCGCUCUUGUUAAAACUGUAACAAAACCAGAAUUUUUAUAUAAAUAGAUGAGCAGCAUAAUUCUGAACUGUAAUGGGAAUGUCCAUUUUUUGUCUGAAUUUGUAUACGGUCAUUGGUUUAUUGAGUGCUCAUCACUUUUUUGAUAAAUUUGUAGUUCAACAGUGGAUAAUAUUUUCAAUUCAGCCUUUUGCAACAGAUUAAAAUGAAAUUUGUAUGGAUAUCACUCAGUAUUAGUUACUGGUAGUUAGAGGCCUUUAUUAUCCAUUCUUGCAGUAUUGCACUACAUAACAAUAAAGAACAUGUUUACAGGGUUUUCUGGGCCAAAUUCAGCAGUCUGAUGCGCGUGAGCCUCUCUGUAUGCCACGGAGGUUGCGCGCAUGUAACCAGGUGCAGAAUUUGGUUCUGUAAUUUAAUGUUUACAGGUUAUGCUAGUUUCUAUAGCUGUGUUUUUAUAUUUUUUUCUUCCACUUUUAGUCUAGAAACCAAAUUUGUUAAUACAGUAUAACCAAAGUCAUAACCUACAAUGUGCAAUUUAUUGUAGAUCAACUUGUCAUAUAAGUUUUGUUUCUUUUGUACAUGUGGGUAAUUUUUUGUAUUGAUGUUAACACUUUUUCUGAGCAAGCGCUGAUUAAAUUGAUUAGCUAAGUUGGUUCUAAAAGAAAAAAUUGGUUUAUAUACCUGGCUUGCUCCAUUUUAACAUUUUAUUACCAAUAUGAUCUGAGGAAAUGACAGUAUCUAGCUUUGGCCAGCAAAUUGCUGUUCACACACAGUCUUUAUAAAUAUGCAAGACAGAAGUGUAGCACAUCUCUCUAUAAAGAUAUGUAAAUUAUGUAACAGAUGUAAUGGGUCUUAAGGGAUAUUUAAAAUCCCCCUUUGUUUUAUUCUUUGACUAGGUCAGUAGGGCUGAGAAUAUUACGUGUAAAUGAAGGUAACUUAUACAAUUUUCCCAAAUCUAUAUGCAGUUUUGUAAAACAUGAAUGCUAUAUCGGUAAUUCUGUACAGAUUUGAAUGUAGCAGGUUUUGUUGCAUACUUUAAAAUAUAAAAUAAGGAUCCUGAGAGCAGUAAA
Cuculus canorus (common cuckoo) is the source of this 5956-nucleotide messenger RNA. RefSeq names its product NEDD4 E3 ubiquitin protein ligase (gene NEDD4). The transcript has 25 exons. Gene Ontology annotation, biological process: receptor internalization; ubiquitin-dependent protein catabolic process; receptor catabolic process. Lineage: Eukaryota; Metazoa; Chordata; Aves; Cuculiformes; Cuculidae. The record is from RefSeq and is a predicted model, not a curated record. Bases 338 to 4270 code for a protein of 1310 amino acids. Gene Ontology annotation, molecular function: sodium channel inhibitor activity; ubiquitin protein ligase activity; protein binding.